Messenger RNA from Prunus persica (peach), 2261 nucleotides. RefSeq names its product UDP-glycosyltransferase 71A16. The transcript has 3 exons. Gene Ontology annotation, molecular function: UDP-glycosyltransferase activity. The record is from RefSeq and is a predicted model, not a curated record. Lineage: Eukaryota; Viridiplantae; Streptophyta; Magnoliopsida; Rosales; Rosaceae. Bases 641 to 2062 code for a protein of 473 amino acids.
CAGGUUUUCUCAGAUGGUGCUCACGUCUGUCCAUAUGGCCUUUGGUAGUGUACUUGGACACUGGGAUCUGGGCCAGAGUAAUGUAAUAAGCUGCCAUCUCGGAAAGGCAUUAUCCAUAUUAUUCAGGGCACCUGAGGAAAGCAUAUAUGACCGUGGGACUCUCCAUCAAGAACUUAAACAGAGAACUAUGUUUUCCUUUGGCCAUUAAAGUGAGUUCUGGUGGUACAGCCGGGCAUUUUCCUCUCUGCAGAAAUGGGAGGAAGUCGUUUGACUAGGAUUCAUCAGGGCUCACAAACCAAUGGUCGGAGGGCCCCCACAUUUGUUCUUUAGUUUGGUCUCUAAGUCUUUCUGGAAACUACUUCCUCAACAAGACAACACGAAAGCUUUGGGACAAUAAGACCGACUUUUCUACAGAAUGCCAGCAAAGGCAUGACAUCACUUUCUUGGCUCGGCCAAGGAAAGUUCCAAGAAUUGAGCGGUCUAUAGGAAACACCAAAAUCCAUGUGCAUGCAUUGAUGCAGCACAUGAUAUAUAUAAAAGCUCCAGAUCGUCCUAAUCCAUCUUCACAAGUCACAAGUGAAAGCUUGAACUAGAACCAUCUCUCUAAUUUCUAUCUGAGUUCCUUCGUGUUGUCUCCAAAAUGAAGAAAGCUGCAGAGCUAGUUUUCAUUCCUUCCCCAGGUGUUGGCCAUCUCGUGUCUGCAGUCGAGAUUGCGAAGCUCUUGGUUGCUCGAGACGACCAACUUUUCAUCACAGUGCUCACCAUGAAGCUACCUUUCGACUGCAUGCCCAAGGGUACUGUUGAUGCCUACACAGACUCCAUGUCACAACGUAUCAAGUUCGUCGAUCUCCCGGAGGAAGCCAUAGAGACUCGGGGCAUCAACCCUAACCUCUUCCUCAAGUUUUUCAUUGAGAAUCAUAAGGCCCACGUUAAAGAUGCUGUCACCAAACUCACUGAGUCAGAUCAGUCCGAUUCCAAGCCUAGGCUUGCUGGGUUUGUCGUCGACCUGUUCUGCACCUCUAUGAUAGACGUGGCCGAUGAAUUUGGGGUUCCUACGUACAUCUUCUUCACGUCCAGCGCAGGGUUUCUUGGUCUCAUGUUUCACCUCCAAACCCUUCAUGAUGAGCAGAACAAGGACUGCAUUGAGUUCAAGGACUCGGACGCUGAGUUGGUUGUGCCGAGUUUUGUCAACCCAUUGCCUGCUGGAUCAGUCUUACCUGGUGUGUUUCUGGACAAGCAUGGCGCCGCUGAAUUCAUCAACCAUGCCAGAAGGUUUAGAGAAACCAAGGGUAUUUUGGUAAACACAUUCAUUGAGCUAGAAUCGCAUGCCCUUCACUCUAUUUCUGACGAGGGCAAAACUCCACCCCUGUACCCAGUGGGACCCAUACUGAACUUGAAGAGUGACGAUAACCAUAAAGGUUCGGAGAUCUUAAAGUGGCUUGAUGAUCAGCCUCCGUCGUCUGUAGUGUUCCUCUGCUUUGGGAGCAUGGGAAGCUUUGGUGAGGACCAGGUGAGAGAGAUAGCGUGCGCGCUGGAGCACAGUGGGCUUCGGUUCUUGUGGUCCCUACGCCAGGCCCCACCAAAAGGGGUGGUUGCGUUCCCAAGUGAUUAUGCAGAUCACAAGGGGGUCUUGCCGGAAGGGUUCCUCGACCGGACGGUUGGGAUUGGCAAGGUUAUACGAUGGGCUCCACAAGUGGCCAUUUUAUCUCACCGGGCAAUCGGAGGGUUCGUAUCCCAUUGCGGGUGGAAUUCAACGCUGGAGAGUCUAUGGCAUGGUGUGCCGGUUGCCACAUGGCCAAUGUACGCGGAGCAACAACUAAAUGCCUUUCAACUGGUGAGGGAUUUGGGUUUGGCAGUGGAAAUUAAGAUGAGUUAUAGGAGGGACGAUCAAGUGGUGGUGAGUGCAGAGGAGAUAGAGAGAGGAAUAAAAGAGGUGAUGGAGCAUGAUAGUGAUCAAAGAAAGAGGGUUAAGGAGAUGAGUGAGAAGUGCAAGAAAGCCUUGAUGGACGGUGGAUCCUCACACUCUUCAUUGGGUCGUUUUAUAGAUCAGCUUUUCCUUUGACUCAUUCGGGAGUCCAAUUGGUAAUUACUAGUUAAUACGAGUUUAUGAGUAUUUUUGUACUAACUUGAAAGCAAUGGAAGAGAUGACUCUACUUUUUGUAGUGGUAUUCUAAUCUACUUCGACUUCUCGGAGGCCAAGCCAACAAGCAAUUUGUUAUUUAUCAUUUUCGUCAUAGUUUUUGUUAGUUGCUGAUUUAUUA